UAGUUGAAAGCUGCAGAGAUGAGUUCCCAGCCUGAAGAGCAGGAGUUUGAUUUCAACUAUCUGUUUGAGUACAGCCAAGGUGUGCAGCACAGGACUGAGAGAGAUGCAUACAGCUACACACCAAAUGUCAGUCUGUCCCUCCCGCUGGGCAUGGGAAACCCCUGUCUGGCCACCCAAUACCACACGCUACAGUCCAGCCCAGUCAUCUCAGUUUCCUCUUGCCACCAGGCUGGCUACAGCCUCCAAAAUGACAGCCAUGCAGCCCCCGGCUAUUACCUGCCCCAAGGCCUGAGACCCAACGGUGCUCCGGCCCUGGAAAGCCCCCGCAUCGAGAUCACUGCCUACAGCCAAUUUCCCGAGGAGGAGGUGGAAGAGAGCAGCAAUGUUGACCACAUCAUCAAACGAGGGGUUAACUCCAUUGUGACACUGACGCUGCCCAACGCAGACGGCUACCGUGACCCCACCUGCCUCAGCCCCGCCAGCAGCAUCUCCUCCCGCAGCUGCAACUCCGAGGCCUCCUCCUACGAGUCUGGCUUCUACAACUAUGACAACUCCCCCCAGAACUCCCCCUGGCAGUCUCCUUGUGUCUCUCCCAAAGGCUCGUCCUCUCUCCUGUCCUGCCCGCAUGCCGGAGGCCCUGCGGCUUCCCCGCGCCACUCACCCAGCACCUCCCCGCAAAUAGGGGCAGUGGCUGAGGAAGGUUGGGCGGCCCAGCCUCGUGGCUCCAGGCCCAACUCCCCUUCCUGCAGUGGAGGCGGCGGAGGGAGCAGCACGGGGAAGAGGAAGUACAGUUUCAAUGGCGUCCCCUACCGCCAGACAUCCUGCUCACCCAACCAGUCGCCCGCUCCGUCCCCACAAGGCUCCCCAAGGGUCAGCGUCACAGAUGAUAACUGGCUGGCCAGCACUAACCAGUACACCAACUCCGCCAUUGUGGCUGCCAUUAAUGCCCUAACCACAGAUGGAGUGGUGGACAUGGGUGAGGGAAUCCCAGUUAAGGCCCGUAAGACCAUGCUGGACCACACCCCCACCAUGAGCCUGAAGGUGGAGCCCGGUGGUGAGGAGCUUGGUCCUGAGGGCGAGCUCUGCCACGAGGACUACGCCUCCCGCCUGGCCUUCAAGAAGGAGAACUACUGUGGAGGUUUCCUGGAUGUGCCCCAGCAUCCCUACUCCUGGUCUAAGCCCAAGCCUUACCUCAGCCCCUCUCUGCCAGCUCUCGACUGGCCUCCAUCCUGCUCCGGCCCUUACAGCCGGCAGAUCGAGGUGCAGCCGAUCCACCACAGGGCCCACUAUGAGACCGAAGGCAGCCGAGGGGCAGUGAAGGCUUUGUCUGGAGGCCAUCCUGUGGUGCAGCUUUACGGCUACAUGGAAAGCGAGCCGCUCACCCUGCAGCUCUUCAUAGGGACUGCAGACGACCGCCUCCUGCGACCGCAUGCCUUCUAUCAGGUCCACCGCAUCACCGGCAAAACCGUCUCCACCGCCAGCCAUGAGGUCAUGCAAUCCAACACCAAAGUUUUGGAGAUCCCUCUGCUGCCUGAAAACAACAUGAGAGCCAUAAUUGACUGCGCAGGGAUCCUGAAACUGCGUAACUCAGACAUUGAGCUCCGCAAAGGGGAAACGGACAUUGGGCGUAAGAACACACGCGUGAGGAUGGUGUUCCGUGUGCACAUCAACCAGUCCAAUGGCAGGACGGUGUCCUUACAGGCUGCCUCCAACCCCAUCGAGUGCUCCCAGCGCUCGGCGCAGGAGCUUCCCUUGGUGGAGAAGCAGAGUCUGGACAGCUACCCCGCCACCGGAGGCAAAAAGAUGCUCCUCAGCGGUCUCAACUUUCUUCCUGACUCCAAGGUGGUGUUUGUUGAGAAGGCCCAGGAUGGUCAUCAUCUGUGGGAGACAGAAGCCAAAGUCGAUAAGGACUCCAUCAAAUCUAAUACACUCGUUGUGGAGAUCCCUCCCUACCGUAACCAGAGAAUAUCCAACCCAAUGCAAGUCAACUUCUACGUCUGCAACGGCAAGAGGAAGAGGAGCCAAUACCAGCGCUUCACCUACCUGCCUCCUAAUGUGCCGAUAAUAAAGACAGAGCCCAAUGAUGAGUAUGACUCCCUCGGGACCCCCGGGCUGCCCAUGCAUUCUAAGCCCUACUACAGCCAGCCCAGGCUCACUCCCAUCAUGCCUGUAGGGGAUCCCGAUGCCUGCCUGGUUGGGAGCUACACUCCUUGCCCGCCUCGCCAUGCCUCCAUGCCCGCCUCCUCCCCCAGCUCCAGCCCCACAUUGCACGACCUGUCCCCUGUCACAUAUAGCAAGUGCCUCUCCAGCAGCCCCACCCAUGCGGCCCCACCGGGUCCUAUGGUGCCCACCAUCCAGGAGACCCCCGGUCGCCCCAACCUCACCCAUCCAGCCUCCCCGGACCACAGCUCCUCCCUGGGGAUGCUCCAUUCUCAGGGCAGCCCCAGCCAUCUCAACAGCCCGGGAACCCAUGGCUACCACCCUAUCUACGCCAACAGCAGCCCUUCGUCCUCCCCGGUCUCCCACCCCUCUACUCCAGGCGGGACAGCAGAGAGCCCCUUUGUCCAGGCCUAUAGCCCAGGUCAGGCUCAAGCCAGCUCGGCCCAGGCCAGAGAUAGCUCCCCCAGCCUGCUCCCGGAGGACGCCAGUCCCCCCUCCCUGGCCAUCACUGUCAAACAGGAGCCACAGGAAUUGGACCAGAUGUACCUGGACGAUGUUAACGAGAUCAUCAGAAACGACCUCUCCAGCAUCUCUGUGCACACUCACGCAUAGAUGUCCACAAGUCUUCAGCAGCAGCGCAGACACAGGCGCUCACACGCAUCUACACACACACACACACACACACACACACACACACACACACACACACACAAAUACAGACACAGAAGGCCGACAUCGAGGACAAGACAAGUGACAAUAACCCUCGAGAUCCAGAUGAUGAAGAAUAAAUUAUUGAGCAGGAUCUUCCAACGCGCCCCUCGUUGUCAUCAGCUCCUCCCUCUCUCUGUGUUUCAAAGGCUCUCUGCAGCGCCACGUUGACAAUCACUGACAAAAAGACUGCAUAGCUCCAUUCGAACGAAUGAAUGAAUGUUCUAUUAACAAAGGGAAGUGAUGUUGGGAGAAAAGUAUAUGCCUACACUUGCCUUAACUCACAGCAUAUGCUCUCCAGUGGACCAAACAGCUCAGUGAGACUGAAUACUCUUCUAUCAUUGACAAAAUGACAAUCUCCAUUUUGAGUGUAACCCGUGUCGUACGUUCAUGCAUGGACAAAGAUAACAGCACAGUGAGUGUAACACCAUUUUGGUUCAUCUGUCUGUGUAGAAAACCCACAACAACCCGAGCGGUGCCUUACGACAGCGAUAGCAACAACAAGACAAAACAAAAAAACAUCACCAACAGCAACAGUCACUCAAAUGCAAAUGGCUCAUUGUAACCCAAAGCGGUUGUUUUUCUAUGACAUUUUGUCAUUUCAAUGAUUUGUUUACAGGGAAACAGAUUUAAACAAGGCUGGAAAAUAUGUAGGGAAUAUGUGAAUAGAUUAGAAUUGUAUUUUUUCCUUGCUUUCUUAUUAUCUUGUUGUUCAUUUAUACUGAAUGUUAUGUAUGUAUGAUAUUCUUUUGUAUAAACACGUAUUUGAAUAUGUACUUAUGUAUGCCUUAUGCUUAUAUUAUGCAGUUUGCUAUUGACCCCCUCGGUUUUCCAUUCGUCCCCCCCAUAAGUUUUCAUACCACUUCUGCUACCUUGCAUUAUUCCUUUCACCUCAGUGCCUAUUAUUAUCAUCCCGCCCCAGUCUUCCACUCGUCCACCUACCUAAGACCAGGACACAGACAUGCUCCGACAAUCAGAGAGAAUAAACAUAUCGAAUGACAACAAUUGCUGACCGGCAGGGGCUUCUAAAGGCGGGUAUCAGCUUUUUCUUUCCCCCGCAGUUAAAGGAUAGUUAAACAACGGUAUGCUUACCUGCUGAAUUUCAAGAAUACUCCUGGCUGACAUAUAUAUAUAUCUAUAUAUAUGUAUACUUAUCCAUACCUCUUGCACUGCAGGUCUGCAUGUAAAUAGGCACACAAGUAAUAGAAGUAUGCAACAAUCUCAGUUUUCCCCUUCAUCGGUGCGAUAAAGCUGAGGCAGGACUGACUCGUAAAGCCUGGCAAUAAUUGAUCGACGUAUAUCAAAGGAUUUUGUCUUUGGUGAAAUUAUUGUCCAAGUUUCCCUCUUCUCUUAAUGUUCGAGACCUUAGCAUAGAACGCCCCGCUCCCCCUCUCUCCGUACAAAACAUUAUGCACUUUACCGUAGAAACAGAGCAGGUUUUUUCUUGCUUCCAGACCAAAUGUUGUAGAUCGAUUCCCAUCGUAGCGUGAUGAACACAUGAACCUUGGCUCUGCCGUCUCUUUCAAGCAUGCACACCGUACUAACGUCGGGGAUAAUUUAGCUGACCGUAGCUUACCAAUAUAGCUUCCUAAUACAUUUUAGACAUAUAUAAUGGCAUGACUAAACUGUAUGUAUAAGGUUUCUAUUUUGUGCCUUAUUCUCUUUUCUUGGCUACAAGAUCAUUGCAGCUCUCUUGCUUUUCUAUGUAGGCAC
Messenger RNA from Myripristis murdjan (pinecone soldierfish), 4581 nucleotides. Its product is annotated as nuclear factor of activated T-cells, cytoplasmic 1-like. Lineage: Eukaryota; Metazoa; Chordata; Actinopteri; Holocentriformes; Holocentridae. Gene Ontology annotation, molecular function: transcription factor binding; DNA-binding transcription factor activity, RNA polymerase II-specific; RNA polymerase II cis-regulatory region sequence-specific DNA binding. Gene Ontology annotation, cellular component: transcription regulator complex. Gene Ontology annotation, biological process: cytokine production; regulation of transcription by RNA polymerase II; calcineurin-NFAT signaling cascade. The record is from RefSeq and is a predicted model, not a curated record.